Molecule: messenger RNA, 1338 nt
Organism: Rotaria socialis
Lineage: Eukaryota; Metazoa; Rotifera; Eurotatoria; Philodinida; Philodinidae
Source: the annotation of a GenBank genome assembly
AUGUCAGAUCAACAUGUUCCACAUCAUUUACGUGAUAUCGAUAACCCACCAUCGUAUCUUACUGAAGCUCAACAACAAAAUUGGAUCAGUGCAGCGAAGAAAGCGAAAAAAAAUUAUCAACGAAAGCAACAAUAUCCACCGUUUAUUGUUCCACCACAAUUCAUUGAUACAAAUGUCAAUACGAAUGCGAUUAAUUAUCAUACAACUGCUCCAUCAUUAUCUCGUCCAUGUCAUUGCCAUGAAUCAAGUCCUUAUCGUAUUAAUGAAAAAUGGUCACUGCAACAAGCAGUUAUUUUUAUUUAUAAAAUAUUUAUCGAUAAAAAUGAAACCUUUAAUCAUUGGGCACACGGAUUAGAUCCUAUUGUUUCUACUUUACCAGAAGCAAAACGACUUAGUAUGAUACGCUAUGCGAUUUACGAUUGUUUUGCGACUACAUUAUUAGCACGCCCCAUUAUCGAAUAUUGGCCCUUUACAAAAAUAGAGAAUAGUGGCAUCACCGAAUUAUUUCAAAAAGCAAGAUCGCCGUUAUCGAUAAAUCCCAACAUCACCAUUAGCAACAUUUAUCAAAAAUCGCAUCAAAAAAGUAAAAAACAUAUUACCACUAACCUUGAAUUAAUUUCAGAUGACGAUGAUGAUAAUGACAAUGAAAUAUAUCUCAAUCAAUGCCGGGCACCUGUCCGACAAGCUCUCCCAACAUAUGAACCCAUAUCAGAAGAUGAAAUAACUAUCAAUCAACAUCAUCUAUCUACUUGUACGACUCUCCCAAUGUAUGAGCCAAUCUCGGAUGAUGAGCAAUCACAAAUUGUUUCACCCGAUGCUCCUACACAAGAAAUAAAUAUUCAAUCUGAAUCAGAAAUGAAUAUUCCACCCGAGCAACCACAACCACCAACGUUAAUUUCUUUACAUCGGUCGCGUCACAAUCGACGAACGGCUACGGCACGACGUCACCGUAAUAAAAAAAGAAAUGAUACUCAUCGAUCACAUCGAUAUCGUUAUUAUGUAACUCGCCCCGUACAUCAUCGUUUUUCCAUGGCGUCAAUCAAAGUUAUCCUCGAACGACACAAUAUUCGAUACACUCACAUCAAAAUUCGAAACUCAUCAUUAAUCAUCGGACUUAAGCACCACCAUAUGAAACAUCAAGCACAUCAACAACUGCCUUAUGCUACAUUUAAUCGUUUGCAAUAUUACGAACAUCAUCGUCGGUCUCGUGAAUCUCGUCAUCAUCAUUCCCAUGAAUCUCGUCAUCAUUAUUUCUAUGAAUCUCGUCAUUAUCAUUACCAUGAUUCUCGUUAUCAUCGCCAUCGCCAUCAUUCUCGUCAUACUCAUUAUGCAACAUGA